This is a messenger RNA of Prorocentrum cordatum, 237 nucleotides long. The record is from the annotation of a GenBank genome assembly. Lineage: Eukaryota; Dinophyceae; Prorocentrales; Prorocentraceae.
AUGGCCGGGGAGUGCAGGCCCGUCCCCGGCGCGGGCUGCGCGGCGCUGGGGCAGCUGAAGGCCCUUGCCGCGGCCGCGGAGCUGGGCUUCGGGGGGACGCUGCGUGCAUCCAGCCUGCUGCUGACGCGCGAGAUGCGCACGGGAGGCGGGUCGCCGAUCGAGCACUCGCAUCGGGGCGUCGCAACACAAGGAACCUGUGGAAGGCGAUUUAUGGAGAGGAGGCGUGCUGCCAAAUAA